Molecule: messenger RNA, 1793 nt
Organism: Papaver somniferum (opium poppy)
Lineage: Eukaryota; Viridiplantae; Streptophyta; Magnoliopsida; Ranunculales; Papaveraceae
Product: F-box/kelch-repeat protein SKIP30-like
Exons: 2
Coding region: 475-1518 (347 amino acids)
Molecular function (GO): protein binding
Source: RefSeq, a predicted model, not a curated record
ACGGAAUACCCAUCACCAAAGGGGAGGCCGUACGAAUCCACUGGGCUAAUUGGUGGUUCCUAGUGCAGAAGGAAAUAAUGUCGCGCCAUUUGUGUAGCUACACAAUAACCAGAUUGCCAUUAUAGGGAAUAAUGUUGCACCACUGUUUUAGGGUAACCGCAGGUUAAGCUCCACACGCAUAGAGUACAACUUAGAGAGACUUUUGAGAGAGAAUAAAAUGAGAAAAACUCUAUUUUUUCCCCUGAUGUUUCACACACACAUAUCUUCAAAUGCAAUCCAACGCUACUUGUAAACUUACUACUAAUCUGAAGAACCAAAAUGAAAGCGAUUCUUGAUUGAUUUCUGGUUUCUUCGAUCAAAUCUUCAGUUUCCUGUGUGCAUGUUCAUGUCUCAGAUUAUUAUUCACCUCUCUGCAUCGUCAAUCACCAUCUUAUCUGAUAAAGACAACCCAGGAGCUAAGUGGUGACCAGCACCAUGUCUGAAUUGAUCGAUGGUCUCCCUCAUGCUGUUGCUCUUCAGUGUCUUGCGCGUGUGCCCUUUUAUAGUCAUCCGAAUAUGCAGCUUGUUUGCCGCUCAUGGAGGGCUGCAGUUCGUAGUUCUGAACUCUUCAAAACUCGUAAUGAACUCGGAGCAUCUGAGGAGCUCUUGUGCGUCUGCACAUAUGAUCCCGAGAAUUUAUGGCAACUCUAUGAUCCUCUCAAAGACAUGUGGAUCACAUUACCAAUUUUGCCGUCAGAGAUCAGGCACCUCGCAAAAUUUGGGGUAGUAUCUACUGGUGGAAAGCUGUUCGUUCUAGGUGGUGGGAGUGAUGCUGUUGAUCCAGGGACUGGUGACCAUUACGGGAUAUUUGCAACAGAUGAGGUUUGGUGUUAUGAUCCAAUACUCCGUCAAUGGACUCAGCGGGCGUCCAUGCUUGUACCUCGUGCAAUGUUUGCAUGUUGUGUAUUGGAUGGAAAGAUUGUUGUUGCAGGUGGUUUCACCAACUGUCGAAAAUCAAUAUCAAAAGCUGAAAUCUAUGAUCCAGAUAAGGAUGUCUGGAUUGCCAUACCAGAUCUCCACCUCACACAUAAUUCAGCUUGCUCGGGGAUGGUAAUUGGUGGAAAGGUACAUGUAUUGCACAAGGGGCUAUUGACAGUACAGGUUUUGGAGAGCUCGAUGCUCCAAUGGGCAGUUGUGGAUUACGGCUGGCUUCAGGGUCCAACUGCUUUCGUCCGAGGAGAGCCUUAUGUGUUAAGUCAUGGGAUAAUUUUUAAGCAGGAAAAGGAGCCAAGACCAAAAAGGGUUGUGGCUUCAGCAUCAGAAUUCCAAAGUCGAAUUGGUUUUGCAAUGAUUGGGAUUGGUGACGAACUUUACAUGAUUGGAGGUGUGAUUGGGCCCGGGCGGUGGAAUCUAGACAUCAAACCCUUAUCAGACGUGGAUGUUUUGACGGUUAUGAGUGACAGACCUAGUUGGAGACAAGUUGCACCAAUGACACAAUGCCAGGGCACUAUUCUUGGGUGUACAGUGCUGAAGAUAUAGGCCUUAUUGAGUGAAGGGUUUAGUUGUGAGAUUGGAUGUUGUACUUUGUAUGGUGUUUUUAGGUGAUAUCCCAAUGUGAAGUGAGAAGAAUUGAAGGCCCUUGAGUAGAAAAGAGUCCUCUGCUUUGAUUGAUAACCAUAUAACUCUGACCUUCUCUUUCAUUAUAUUCUGUAAGAGUUUUGAGAAGGAUUGUUUUCACAGGUUACUUUACUGAAACACAACACUUGAAAGUAUCACAUUAGUUUAUAUGAAUUAGUUACUAAUACUCUUUGUUU